CUCCGUUCUAUCCGCCGCCUCCCUCCGGAAGAAGGCGAGACCCCGCCCUCCAGGCAGGCGCUUCCGCUUCCGGCUCCAUCGCUGUUCCCGCCUCUUCGAAUCCGGUCGGAAAGAAAGAACGAACGAACGAAGGGAGGGCACCAAAGCCCGGCAGAGGAAGGAAGGAGUGAGUGAGAGAGAAGGUUUUGGCGGUGGUGGACGCCGCGGCUGGCGUCGUGAGGGAAAACGGAGAAUAAAGCCGCCGGUCUUCGCUUCCCUCAUCCCUGGUCGGCGCCUUUUAUCCUUCCGGAAUACUGAAGAGAUGCAGUAGCCAAGGCUGUGACCCAAACUGCUGAUAGCACUUUCUGUUCAUAUAGGAACCUGCUUUAUGCCAGGCACUUGUAAUUUUUCUCUUCUGAAUCAGUUAUGUGAGCUGUGGAGUAAUGGAUGAACCUGCUGAUUGUAUGAAGAUGGAUGCUGGAGAUUCACCGUCAGCUAAUCACUCUUCUGUAUUUAAGAAUUUUCCUCGACAACAAAAUGCGAUAUCUGGAGACCAGCUUCCAUUAUGUGACAGCAAGUUUUUAUCGAACAAGUUUGGCAAUUUGGAAACACCUUUCACUUGUCCAACUGGAAAUGCUUCUGCUAGUUUCACUUAUUGCUCAGAAUCUGCUUCCCCUGAGACCUCUCAAGCUGCAGGCACGCUGAGAACAUUUGGAACAAGUGCCAAUGGACAGUGGAAGAGUUCUGGUUCUCCCCUGGGUCCUUUUCCCCAGAAAACUAGACCAAGUCGCAGUGUGUAUUUUGAAACACGCAAAGGUUCAAGUGUGACAUCAAAUUCCUUUGUGGGAAGAUCAAACCACCACCACCAAGUUUCUGCUUAUGAAAAGUCUUUCCCAAUUAAGUCUGUUACAAGUUCAACAUGGAGUAUUCCAUGUCGUCGAAGCUUACUAAGUCCCAAAAAAUCUCAGAGGAGAUUCGUUAGCACUGUAGAAGAGACAGUUCGAGAAGAAGAAAAAGAAAUUUAUAGGCAGCUGAUUCAAAUGGUUACAGGAAAGAAACACUCUACUUCCAAAAACUCGUCACUGUUGUCUCUCCACCUACCCAGGUGUACACCUUCAAGCAAAAGCCUUGUGACGGAAGCCGAAAACAAGUACAGGAAACCCUUUGAUGCGUAUGGUCUCCCUCCAGGCAGCCCGUCCUCUGGCACUUUCAGGACUCAGGAGCAGCAUUCUCACAAACAUCUGCCACACCCAAUCCACAGUUUCCCCUCACAUGUUACCUUUGAACCCAAGGACACAAGCACGCCAGCUGAGCAAAAUAAUCGGCAUGCCCUGGAUGCACAGGCCGAAGGUUCUGACUCUGUCAUAAUGCUUAAUGGCAAAGAUGCACAGCCUCCAGCUCCAAGCACACCUUUUUUUGAGGCUGAAUUGUGGAUCAAAGAAUUAACCAGUGUAUAUGAUUUCCGAGCACGAGAGAGAUUGCGACAUAUAGAAGAGCAGAAGGCUUUGGCCUUACAGCUACAGAACCAGAGAUUACAGAAACAGGAGAUCUCAAUACCUGACUCAGUAGACUUACAUCUGCGUGUACCUCUUGAGAAAGAGAUUCCUGUUACGAUUGUUCCAGAGGACAACAAAGUGGAAGAUGGUGAAGAGCAGUUUCCUGACAUUACAGAGGAAAUGGAGAGAGAAAUAAAGAACGUAUUACGAAGUGGGAACCAGGAUGAGGUGCUGAGUGAAGCCUUCCGCUUAACUAUAACUAGAAAAGACAUUCAGACCCUUAACAAUCUCAAUUGGCUCAAUGAUGAGAUAAUUAACUUCUACAUGAAUAUGUUGAUGGAGAGAAGUAAACAGAAGGGCUUUCCAACUGUUCAUGCAUUUAACACAUUUUUCUUCACCAAGUUAAAAACUGCUGGGUAUGCCGCUGUGAAACGUUGGACUAAAAAAGUGGAUAUAUUUUCUGUAGACAUUCUGUUGGUUCCUGUUCAUCUGGGUGUCCACUGGUGCCUAGCAGUUAUUGACUUCAGGAAAAAAAACAUCACCUACUUUGAUUCAAUGGGUGGAUCUAACAGUGAAGCAUGCAGGAUACUGUUGCAGUACCUAAAGCAGGAAAGCUUGGAUAAAAAGCGAAAGGAAUUUGAUACGAAUGGCUGGAUGCUCUUUAGUAAAAGGAGCCAGGAGAUCCCUCAGCAGAUGAAUGGCAGUGACUGUGGGAUGUUUACCUGUAAAUAUGCUGACUGCAUUUCCAAAGACAAGCCAAUCAACUUCACUCAGCAACACAUGCCUUAUUUCCGAAAGCGGAUGGUCUGGGAGAUCCUUCAUCGCAAGCUGCUGUGAUUCCACAUCAAAUUCAGGACCCUACAGAGUGUUCGCCCUUCUUUGCCAUCUCCAACACCACUAGCAUGGCCUCCCCACUAAUGCUUACAAGACUCUAUGAAACAUUGUAUGACCUUUAGAAAACAAGAAAUCUUUUUCAUGGACCAGUGUGUUGGGCAGCCCUCUCGGAAGCACACAUUUUGUAUUUUUCAAGCCCUGGUUUUUUUACAAGUGAUAUUCAGACACACCAUGGAGUGCAGCUGUUCACCUUCAAGGACUUUUCAUUUCCUCUUUACUCUUUGCCAUGUUCAACGUGGUCAGCUGAUGCAAACCAUUUAAUACCUGCCAGGCUUCAGCUGAAGAGUGAGAGGUAUAAGCACUGUUUUUGCUAUGAGCUGGAGAAAAAAAAUUAAGUUUGCAGCACUUGGUAAAUAGGGUGCUACAUGUUGCAAUGUCUGCCGGUUGUCUUCCACAACAAAUGUGUCAAACGUAUGGAAGUAAAACAUGUAGGUAUACACCUUUGAGGAAAUCGACUUGGAUUGGGUUUACGGAAGUGUGUGCACACAUCUUUAUUUCUACUUGCUGCAGAUACCACAGAUGUUUCCUGCCGCACUCCUAAUACGUUGCAGUGCCCUUUGUUCUUGUAGGCAGAAGUGGAAUGGCCUGUGAAUAGAAGCUCUAAUAAACACCAGCAUAAGAGAAGCAGCCUGUUUUAUUUUCCACUGGAACAAUAACUUUUCCCCACUUUUGUUAGGGGACAGUGAAUAAUAGAUGAAUAGCCCUCUUGAGGUCCCAAUGACAUUCAAGCAAAGGACCGUCACACCUUUCAAAAACUUCUUUCCUGUGAAUCCAUCAUAGACUUUUUUCCCAACUAAAAUUUCUAAGCCAGACACACAGCAGUUGUAGAGUCUGUAUUGUCCUCAGAUGUUAGCUGUGAUUCCCAACAGCCAGUCUGAGAGAUGAGGAGCCGUAGUUCAUCGUCAACUGAAGGGCUACAGCUGUCCACCCCUGCAAUAGAACAAGGAGGGAGUGUUUAGCAGAGGGAUCCUUUGUGUUAGAUGCUUCUUCCAUAACUGCCUCUAGUUUGGCAACCUGAUUGUCUGAGAGUUGGCGGUAAGAGAAAAGAUUAGGCUGUGGGCUGCAGGGCACUUUGGGGGCCCCUGUGCAUUGUGGCCAAAUGAUUAGGAUUAGCCCAUAUUAAAGGCAGCAGUUUUUGUCCCCUAACUAUAUUAUCCAUCCAUUACCAGAAUGUAAGUAGUUAAUGGAAUUUAGAAGGGUUCUGUGUUGCCUUCUUGAUGCAGCAAAGGAUGUGCAAGCAAAAUAAGCAGCUGUAAGUUUCUUGGAUGUUCAUUUGACAGAGGAUGGGGCAAUUAGUUAUCAUCCACCUCUUUGUAGCAUUUAGGUACAAUAUGACUGUUUUGAUAAACUGUUUUUAUACUAUAUAAAUAUAUAUAUAUAAUAUAUUUAUAAGCCUUUCCCAAUGAUGCAAUGGUGAACCAAUGUCUAUCGGGGUUUGCAACUCUUCUCCUAUGCUCUGUUUUAGCCUCUACAGUUGACUCUGACUCCAUAUUUCAUUUUCUUUCCCUCAUGUUCUCUCCCUUUUGCUUCUGUUUUUAAUGCCCAUUAAUAAUGUGGCGAACAAGCUCCUAAAAAGAGAACCUUCCUUCUCAAAUCCUGCUUUUGUGUGGGUGCACAGAGUGACAGAGG
Molecule: messenger RNA, 3998 nt
Organism: Pogona vitticeps (central bearded dragon)
Lineage: Eukaryota; Metazoa; Chordata; Lepidosauria; Squamata; Agamidae
Source: RefSeq, a predicted model, not a curated record